Messenger RNA from Corythoichthys intestinalis (scribbled pipefish), 5355 nucleotides. RefSeq names its product neuronal tyrosine-phosphorylated phosphoinositide-3-kinase adapter 2-like. Lineage: Eukaryota; Metazoa; Chordata; Actinopteri; Syngnathiformes; Syngnathidae. The transcript has 6 exons. The coding region runs from base 725 to 2002 and encodes 425 amino acids. The record is from RefSeq and is a predicted model, not a curated record. Gene Ontology annotation, biological process: phosphatidylinositol 3-kinase/protein kinase B signal transduction; neuron projection morphogenesis.
GACCCUUCGCCGAACCCCAUCCGGGAAGGAAAGGAGCCGGGGCCGAAGGGCGAGGGGAGGGAGGAGACGUCGCUCCAGGAAGGAUGGCGGAAAUCUGACUCUAGCGGUGAGCGUUUCUCCUCUCCUCGUCUCUCUUUUCUACCAUCCUUCUUUGUCGGCAGGAGAUGACGAGCGGGCUUAAAUAAAUGAAGCGUGACGUCACUCUCCUCUGAGAGAUGCUGGUGUUGCUAGGCGACCGCCGGCCGACUUCCCGUUCCAUUUUUGGAGAGGCGCCGAGGGACGGACGGACGGACGGACGUUUCGGAGGACGUCGCCGCCGUUAGCCAUUUCAUGGCAUUCGUUCGCCGGGAUCCGAAAGACGUCCUCCUCGUUCGUGAGAACGCGCCUCCGGGACCCGAGCCGUGAAAAUCCAAUGCUAUUUCAGCAAAUUGGAGCGUAUCGACGAAAUUCACAGUGACAUGAAAUCAUUGAGAUGUCACCCACAGAUGAACAAGAAGCGGCCUGGAAAUGCCUCUGACUGAACAGGAAGUGACCCAUAUAUGCCCCAAAAUGAACAGGACGCAACCCUAAAAUCAACAGGAGUGACGUGGAAACGCCCUAAAUAUCAACACCCUGAAUCAAUAGGAAAAGGAAGCGACCCAGCAAUGUGUAAAAAUCAACAGAAAAUGACCAAUAAAUGCCCCAAAAUCAACAGAAAAUGAGCCAAAAAUGAACAGCAGGAAGGAUGACGUCCCAAGAGGAGGCUUCGACCUUGCGGCGCUUUUUCCAAUACGUGGAGGACAGCUGCCUCCGGGCCUACGACCAGCUGGUCAUCCAGAACGCCUGGGACAUUUCCAGAGAGAGCGACCGCCUUCGAAAUCGCCCCUCCUCGCGGGAAAUGAAAAUACACAAGAAACGCCAAGGAGAAGCCAUCAAGAGGACCGAGGACGAGGAAGAGACGGCGGCCGGCGCCGGCAAAUAUUUCCGAAUGGGUUUGGCUCCCGGCCGGGCCCUCGGCGUUCGCUCUCAGUCCCUCACCUCGGUGGGCGACGGCGCCGACGAACGCAAACAGCCGCCGCCGCCCAAGCCCAAGAGGGAUCCCAACACCAAACUCAGCAGCAGCUCCGAGGCGCUUCCUACUCAAACUCAGGAGCCCCAGCACGCGCACCCAGCAUGCGGCGAGGACUGGAAGAAGACGCCCCCGCCCAAACCCAAACGCGACCCCAACACGCAGCUGAGCUCGUCCCGCGCGGCGCCGGACGAUCCGGAGUCGGUUUACAUCGAAAUGGCGGCCAACGUCCCGGCCAAAAGUCCCGAGGAGCAGAGCGAGUCGGUGUACGAGGAGAUGAAGUUCCCCGAGCGCCGCGUCCCCCCCCAGCCUUUUCCCAACCUGCUGACGCCCCGCCCGCCGUUGCUGGUCUUUCCGCCGGCCCCGCCCCAGCGCUCGCCCGAUUCCGACGAGUCCCCGCUGACGCCGGUGGACGUGGCUCAGCUGAGCGCGGCGGGCAAAAAGGCCGCCGAGCGAGAGUCUUCGGGUCGCUCGUCGGCGCCGCCCCUCCGUUCCGCCCCCGCCCGCACGGGGUCGGCCUACCCGCGCAGCCGCUCGGCCUGCCCCUCCCCCGUCGCGCGUUCCCCCGCGCCUACCGGGCAGAAGAGACCGCCCCCUUACGAGGCCUCGGUGGCGGGCCGGCUCGCCGGCGCCGGGUCCCCGGACGCGGCGGACUGGAGGAGCCGGCGCGACGCUCAAGAAACGAAAUGUUUGUGUCAACUGGGCCGCUCGUCAUCAACGCCGGGGGCGCCGACGAGCCAGCGAGACCACCCCGCCCUGGGCCAGAUGCCGUGGCUGUGCGGCGACGCCACCAUGAUGGAGACCAUGGAAAAGAAACGGAUUUUGUGCCGCGAGAUCCAAAGUCGGCGGCGAGCCGGCGGCGACGACGAGCCCGCCGGGCCCCGGGGGAGGAGUAAACGACCGCCGCCCUAUUCGGCGCCUCCCAUCCGCGCCGUCUGGGACACGGCCAUCUGAGCGCCGGCCACGCCCUCUCGUCCAAAGGAAUCUGCCGUCUCUCGUCGUCGAUGAGUUCAAAAACCUCCCCCCUCUUCGGAACGCGGGUCACGCGGAGCGGCCGCGCGGGGGUCAAAGGUCACCCCCGGCCCCGUCGCCACGGAUACGACGGGGGGUCGAAACGGAACGAAAAAGGAUGAGGCGAUUCCAUUUUUGCCCUCGGCCGUCAAUGAAUUGAUUGCGCUAGACGUCCGAUCCGUUUGAGGUGGGAGGAUGGCGGCCAACUAACAUUCAUCCACUUGCCGCCAGACUACUCCCGCUUUUAAACGACUUGGAUGUCCAAACUCGCCAUUGAUGGCAGAAGCUAGAAAAAGCCUACCACUCAGAGCGGCCAUGUUGGUAGGGGCAAUGACAUUCCAUCAAAGUCAAUAUGUACCUUGGCAUUAAAAUGAAGUCAUAACUAUCUUAUUUCUUGACAAGAUCACUUCCUGUUCAUGUUGGAGAAUUUGCGUGUAAUGAACUUUUCAUUUUGGGCCAUUUCCGCUCACUCGCUGUUGAUUUUGGAGUAUUCCUCUGUCACUAACUUUUCUUUUUGGGCCAUUCCUGGUACCUGCUCACUUCCUGUUCAUUAUGGGGUAUUCGCAGGUCACUAACUUUUCAUUUUGGGUCACUGCCUGUUCAUUUUCAAUCACUUCCUGUUCAUUUCUGAGCCACUUCCCAUUCAAAGUCAAAGCAUCCGCUAGUUACUGCGUGGCUGCCACGGACGGUGCUCCGCAUCCACCAAUCCAUUUGAAGAUGGAGGGAUGGCAGCAAAUGACUGCAACGGAUCGCCGUCGGUGGCAGUCGAUGAGUUGACAAUUUUGUGAGCGUUCUCUGCGGCAAGCGCGCGUAGAGUAAACCACAUCCAGCAGAAGGGUUAGCGCACAUUAACCGCGUGCACGCGCUCAGAGUGAGCUGUCAUUAAGUCCCCUGUCGUUAGCUCCCUUCCCUUACCAACGUGCUCACACACGAACAUAUGUGUUUUGCUAAAUUAUCCGGCAUAUUAAGACAAAGACCUUAACACCUGAAUAAACUCGACACACCACUUCAGUGACAAUACUAUUGGUAGGUGUACAAUCCAAUUUAAUGGUUUAUUAUGAUUAUUUUUUUAUUCAAAAAUAUUGAAACAAGUGUUUUUUGGGGGGGUUGGCAAUAACUCAUACUAUUUCAGUGCCGUUGAUGGUGGUAGGUGUCAAAUCUCAUUUUUCUUUGAAUUAAAAACAGAAAGUGACCCAGAAUCAACAGGAAAUAACCCGUAAGUGUUCCGGACCAACAGGAAAUGCCCCAAAAUCAACAGGAAGUGACCUCUCAAUAAUGCCCCGAAAUGUACAGGAAGUGACCCAAAAUCAACUGGAAACUAACCCGUGAGUGUUCCAAAACCAACGGGGAAUUCAACAUGGACGGGAAAGAACCCGUAAUUAUCCGAAAACCAACAGGAAGUGACCUCGAAGUGCCGUAUGGAACACAAUGCUCCGAAAUGUACAGGAAGUGAUCCUAAAUCAAUAGGAAGUGUCGAAGGACGACGUUUUGGCUCUUUGCCCUCCGCGUGCUGGUUGAAUUUCGGCUGGUGAGAAUGCUGUUAAAUUAGAGGCUGGAGAUGAACAGUAUUCCUUGGAAGGUUUUAUUGCGAAUAUUCUGGGUACAAAUGUGAUACAGACGAGGGCUGUGACCUCGCAAAAGUACAAGAAAACACAAUACGAGGCGGAGUGUUUUAUACUGUUGAAAGGUCGUUGCCCAAACUCUGGCCCAAGCUGGGGAUGUUUUCGUCAGAAAAACAUCUUCAGUUGACACCUUGUGAGCUGCUCCCAGCUGGUACGACUCGUGAGUCAUAAGCACAGUUUCUGAUAAGGCCGUCAACAGAUAGCCAUUGUGGUUGUUCAAAGAGAAUCCCACAAACAUGGCCGCACAUGGGCAUAGUGCAAUAUAUGCUAUGAUACAGUCUAGGAUACAGAAGUAACUCGUGCGUGUCCCAAAACUAACAGGAAAUUGACAGGAAGUCAACUGGAAGUAUCCCAAAACCAACAGGACCUGACCGCUCAGCGUCGUAUUACGCACAAUGCCCCGAAAUCAAUAUGCAGUAACCCAAAGCCAUCGGGAAGUGACCCAAAAUCAACAGGAAGUGACUUGUCAGUGUCCCAAAAGCAACAGGAAAUGCCCCAAAAAUCAACAGGAAGUGGCCCCUAAGUAGUACACGUGUAACGGGUAAGUGCGGGUCCGUUGUUUGCGGUGCGUGGAAAGCUCCCUCCCGAUGCCUUGAAGUGGGUGCGCCGGCAGCUAAAGCUGCUAGCCCGGGCUUUUUGCUGAGUGGUCAGAGCACCCGCUCGUGCCGGACGCGUCGUGCGGCUCGGGUACGAGUCCUCACUUGGACAAGGGGGACGGACGGCGUCACGCGGAUCCAAGCAACACUUUUGACUUGGAUAAGAUUUAGAAAGCGCGACUAGAGUCAAAUGUCAUGAAUGUAACAGGACUUUUGCGCGACUGGAUGUUUUUCCAGCCGCGAUGGUGUGUUUGUGUGCGUGAUGGAGCGUAGGAACAAAAGAGGAGCUCUUUCUGUGUGGCCCCGCCCGCCCCAAUGCCCCAUCCCAUCCUAUCCUUUGUGCUUUCUGUUGCAAUUUGGGCCGAGUGAAUGUUUAGGCAACAGAUGCUCCGACAAAGAGCGCCAACACACAAUGGAAUGGUGAGAAGAUUCCCGCGUUUUGCACUAAGACGGGGGAUGUCAAGUCAAACUCCUUUUUGUCGCUUCACAAUUGCAGUUGGGGAGAAAGAGAGAGGAGGGCAACUACUCUAUGUUGGCUAAGCAUUUUCUUGAAAAAGACAAAACUGUUUAUGUUUUUGGAAAAUGUGAACAAAUUCAAGUGAAGAAAAAACAUUUUUUGGGUUGCUUUUACGGAUUGGAACAAUUUAAUAACUGACAUUAGCCUGACGAUGCUAGCUUGUUCUUGUCGUUUAUAAUCAUCAAAAGACACAUCAACCAAUAAUAAAUAAAAUCUGAAACUAUUUGCAUUUAAAAAAGAAUUUGGACCAUUUUUUUGGGUCUCUAAAUUUAAACUUGGUUUUUGCUAACGAAUUUACUUUGGCUAAAUCAUUGCUAAAAACGGAUAUUAGCCAGACUUAUGCUAGCUUGUUCUUGUCGUGCAUAAUAAUAAAAAAACACAAAAACGAAUACAUUUCAUGGAAAUAUUUGUGUUUAAAAAAGAGAAUUUGGACCAUUUUUUUGCCCGCUGAACAACUUGAUUUUUGCAAACAAAUUCAAUUUGGCUAAAACAGGGCUAAAAACUGAAAUGAGCCAGAGCUAUGCUAGCCUGUUCUUGUCGUUCAUGAUAAUAAAAACAGAC